Molecule: messenger RNA, 7839 nt
Organism: Meriones unguiculatus (Mongolian gerbil)
Lineage: Eukaryota; Metazoa; Chordata; Mammalia; Rodentia; Muridae
Gene: Znf652
Product: zinc finger protein 652
Exons: 6
Coding region: 479-2299 (606 amino acids)
Biological process (GO): regulation of transcription by RNA polymerase II
Cellular component (GO): nucleus
Molecular function (GO): RNA polymerase II cis-regulatory region sequence-specific DNA binding; DNA-binding transcription activator activity, RNA polymerase II-specific
Source: RefSeq, a predicted model, not a curated record
UGAACUAUACUUCUCUUUUUUUUUUUUUUCUCAUAGGUUUUUGAUGACUGUGCCAAAAUUGGGAAUAUGUGCUUGAGUUUCUUUUCCCUUGUUCUAAAAAGUCAGCUGAAAGAUAGCCAGAAAGGUGGAAAGAGUGGAUUGUUUUGGAGUUUGGACAAAUAGUCUUUAGAACGAGUUCUUCUGGACUAGGUGACUUCAUCUCCUUGCUCACUUUUGGGUUGUAUGCAACUGUUUCAGCUGAGAUGCUCCAAGUCCCUUGUAGCUCUCUGUGGAAGGAAAUCAGGAGUGCUCUGCUCAUGCCGUAAGAACAGCCUUGUUCUUAACGAGUUGGUGCUGUGACGCAGAAAGAAUUGCACGCGGGCUCCAGGAGUUUCUUGUUUUCAAUUGAGUACUUAGUUCUCUGUGGAUGGAGAAAGAGUUGAGUCUUAAUUGCCCUGUUUCAGGGUGUUCUGUGUAGUCUGAACUGGGCCUUUUCCCAAUGAGCUACACAGCCAGUCCUUGUCAGGAGCUGGUUGAAAACUGUGCAGUGCAUGCAGAAGGAAUGGCACAGGAAGAGAGCCAUCGAAGUCAGGCACCACCCACCUUCUACCAUGGUGCCAGCCAGGAGCUUGACCUGUCCACCAAAGUGUAUAAAAGGGAGUCUGGAAGCCCUUACUCUGUGCUAGUGGACAGCAAGAUGAGCAAACCACAUCUCCACGAGACCGAAGAACAGCCAUAUUUCAGGGAGCCAAGAGCAGUGUCUGAAGUGCACACUGUCAAGGAAGACCGGGAGAAUUCUGAUGACACGGAAGAGGAGGAGGAAGUCUCUUACAAAAGGGAGCAGAUCAUAGUGGAGGUAAACCUUAAUAAUCAAACGUUAAAUGUGUCUAAAGGGGAAAAGGGUGUCUCUUCUCAGUCCAAAGAGACUCCUGUUCUUAAGACAAGCAGCGAGGAAGAGAGUGAGGAGGAGGAGGCCACAGAUAACAGCAGUGACUACGGAGAGAACGAGCGGCAGAAGAAAAAGGAGAAGCGAGGGGAGAAAGUCAGGGUUGCACAAAGGCGAACCCGGAGAGCUGCCUCUGUUGCCGCAGCUACCACUUCCCCUACCCCCCGAACAACUCGAGGCCGGAGGAAGAGUGCAGAGCUACCCAAGCGGAAGAAGCGGGCUGCCGCGGAGCCUAAAGCGCCAGUGCAGAAAGCUAAGUGCGAAGAGAAAGAGACUCUGACCUGUGAGAAGUGCCCCAGGGUGUUUAACACCCGCUGGUACCUGGAGAAGCACAUGAACGUUACUCACAGGCGCAUGCAGAUCUGUGAUAAGUGUGGCAAGAAGUUUGUCCUGGAAAGUGAGCUGUCCCUUCACCAGCAAACAGACUGUGAAAAAAACAUUCAGUGUGUUUCCUGUAACAAAUCCUUCAAGAAACUCUGGUCCCUUCAUGAACAUAUCAAGAUUGUCCACGGAUAUGCGGAAAAGAAAUUUGCCUGUGAGAUUUGUGAGAAGAAGUUCUAUACCAUGGCUCACGUACGGAAACACAUGGUCGCACACACAAAAGACAUGCCAUUUACAUGUGAAACCUGUGGAAAGUCUUUCAAGCGUAGCAUGUCACUCAAGGUGCACUCGUUGCAGCAUUCUGGAGAGAAACCCUUCAGAUGUGAGAACUGCGAUGAGAGGUUCCAGUACAAGUACCAGCUCCGCUCCCACAUGAGCAUCCACAUCGGGCACAAGCAGUUCAUGUGCCAGUGGUGUGGCAAGGACUUCAACAUGAAGCAGUACUUCGACGAGCACAUGAAGACGCACACUGGAGAGAAACCUUUUAUCUGUGAAAUCUGUGGCAAAAGCUUCACCAGCCGACCCAACAUGAAGAGGCACCGCAGAACUCACACAGGCGAGAAGCCCUAUCCCUGCGAUGUGUGCGGCCAGCGGUUCCGCUUUUCCAACAUGCUGAAGGCCCACAAGGAGAAGUGCUUCCGAGUGACCAGCCCAGUGAAUGUGCCGCCAGCUGUCCAGAUCCCGCUGGCCUCAGCUCCAGCUGCCCCUGCCCCACCUGUGGCCAACACUCCCACGAGCCCAGCCCCUGCAGUCAGUAUGAACCCGGUAGGUGGCGCGCUUCCCUCAAGGCCGGUCCCGCACCCUUUCUCGCACCUGCACAUCCACGCGCAUCCGCACCACGCGCACCACCUCCCCAUCCCACCCGUGCCUCACCUGCCCCCGCCUCCAGCCCUCUUCAAGAGUGAGCCCCUAAACCACAGAGGCCAGAGUGAGGACACCUUCCUCAGGCACCUGGUAGAGAAGAACAGUGCGGCCCAGGCCCAGCAUCAUUAGCCAGCUGGAGUGUCAUCCCCACCCUGAGUUGGCGGAAGGGAUGCAGCCAUGCCUCUCUUGGGUCUCCCUGUCUCCAUGGCAUCCUUCAGGGCCUUCGCCAUUGUCCUGGAGAACCAUCAGACUGACCCGAGGGAGUGAACAAGACUGCCCUCAAAACCAGGGGAACCACCGAACUAAAGCCCAAUUUGCUUGCAUUUUCUGAUGACUUUUAUAAAUUUCAAAUACUGAGACUGUGGGAUUUUAUAAUUUCAUAUCAGCAGAUGAGGUAUGCUUGCUUUUAUAUCCAGGUCUUCUCCUCAAAGAGGGGACAGACCUGGUUUCCUUUAUACUAAUCGGGAAGGCUGUGAGAUUAAUCCAGAGCAUUAACUGUAUCACUGUGUAUUGUAAUGAAUUCUUUUCAGCUUCUGGUGCUGGCUGCAGAGUCACGCUGGCCACGUUUCACACAAUAUCAAGCAUUAUAGAGAAGAUGGGAAUUUUCUUCUUUGUGUAGCUCUUUUAACACACUUUAUUUUACUACAGAAAUUAUUUUAGAGUUUUUGUAUAGACUUUAGUAGUCUGUUUCUAAAAUGAAAUUAUUUCAAUAAGCUGUGUAAUUUUUUCAGUGUAGCUAAACCCAUGUUGUAAAAUAGAUAAAUUUUUAUAAUCAUCAAAAUGUGAUUCUUAAAGAUGCAUAUAAUAACUUCUAUUUCAAAUUUAUUCUUACAUCUGUACAACUCAAAGGUGCUUCUGAGACUGGAUGUAUCUGAAAGGGCCUUCAGACCAGGUCACUGCAAUAGCCAGGCUCAGUACGGGCUCAGUACUCCGAGCUGAAAGUCUUUGCUGGACGUUCAGUCCUUCAGGCUCACGGACACACUCCGACCUGGGUGUCCCUUUGAGCUCCUGUGGAUGCAGUGGGGCGGGUGCUGGAAUGGAGUCGCCCCAAGCUUGCCUGGUUUGAAAAUCUGAGUGACACUGAGAAUACUUUCUUCAGAAGGAAGUGGCAGAGGCUGUUCCCUUUUGACCACAUCUGUUCUCGCUUAGGAACUGUGUCGUGCUCAGCUGUUAGGGGAAGAUGGAUUGGAAUCUCUUAACUUUGAGGCUGCUUUGUUUUCCAAGAGUUGUUAGGGGAAACUAACGCGGUGAACUGAAAUCACAAAUGUAAUCGCUGACAGUGGCUGAGAACCAGAUGAGAAGACAUGUUGACGUGCUAGGUUUUAAGAUGUCUGCAGUCUCUAAAGUGUGGGUGUCCACAACUGAUCCGUAUCUUCAUUUAAACUGUAGUGAGAGGAAACCCCCAAAUACUGGUGCCUCGUCCCCUGCAGGUGAGCGUGACGCAGCGUCUUAGGUAAGGGGCGAGCAGUGCCCCUGCCGCUCAGCAGCUUCCUCGUUCAAGAUUUGGGGAGCUUCCACAGAGCCCCGGCACCCUGGAACUGGUUAUUCGGAAGGCUGAAGCGCAGGGCUGACGGGGUGGUCUCGGUUAGCUGACAGUUCGCACAGCACAGCUGCAUGCCUUCACUUCUUCAUCUCAGGAUGAGCUCCAGGAGUGGCCGCUUACCCACCACUUCUCCCUCGUGUCUCUUUCCUCAGGCUCUUAACUCAGAACCUUUGCUGGUAUUUAUUUAUCUUUGAUAGUAAAUGUGCAGAUAUGCCUCACGCACUUUUUUCUGGCCCCUUACCUCUGCAGUGGGGACACAUGGACUACAGAUGAAGUCAGGUUCCUGCUUUUAAGUAUCACACGCUACAUUACUUUUUUUGGUUUACUAUUUCUAGAUUUACUCCAGUUUUACCUUUGUCUUUUGUAAAGCAUAGAAAAAAAUUGUGUGCCGUGGCAGAAAAUUAUCUCAGGGCACACCUUUCCUACAGUUUCUAGGUAUAAAGUUUAACGAAUGGUAUUUUUAAUAUUUGCAUACAUUCUCAGAGCCCGCACGUACAAGGUAACGAGGAAGCCAAGUCCUUGUCUGGCUGUCGUGGCCCAGAAGCUUCCCCACCCCCACUGCCCCAGUGGACCUCUACAGGCUCCUUUCAUCCACACUAUCAAAACAGGUAGAAACUGUAGCUUAGUCAAUUGGUUAUCUCAUUUUAUACUGAAGAGUUUUACAGAAUUGGGCAAAGAUUCCGAAUUCUAGGCUCAAGGCUGGUGGAACAGCCAUUCUAUGGAUGUACUAUGAAUACUCACUGAAAAAUUCAGGUAGUCGGUUAGAAUUUUUUUUUUUUUUUAACUCAGAUGACUAUAGCCAUAAGAAACUGUCUUCUACAUAGGAACUCCAGUAGCAAGUCAAUAACCACACCGUCCUUAACAGAAGCAGAAACAAACAAACAAAAAAAAAAUUUGAAAUGAGUUAGCACUGUCACAGUGUAUAAUUCUUACUGAAAUGUGGAACAGUCUAGAAAUGCCACUUUUCCCCCCAGACAAAUAUUUUUCCCUUGGAUUUGUAGAAAACCUGCUCUAAAAAGUGACUCUCGACAGUGUCAUAGGAAAAAUGAGUAUUUGCGUGACGAAGUUCCUAACAAAUGCUUCUGUGUCAGGAGCCACAGGGUGGGGCCUUAUGGGUCAGGUUUAACUCGAUGGAGACUCAGACUCAGGGUUGAGAAUGUGCCUGGGGUCGGCUGCCUGCUCUGUGCUGUCUCCUGUGAGUUAGCUCUGCAGAACCUGGUACGUUCCUGUCACCUGUGUGUGAAAAAAGACCUGUGGGAGAGUUUGAGUCCCGGGCCCUUAUCUACACUGUUGUCUUGUAAAGACACAGGCCACAUCUCAGAAUAAGAUUGUAAAUCAAGGCUUUUCUCAUUAUGUCAUUUUAUACUAUCUUCAAAGACUUUUACUGUUGCAAGGAUUAUUUACUUAUAUGUAAACUAGGCUAGCCAUGAACUCACAGCCUGAGUGCUGGGUCUUAAGGACUAAACUACAACAGCCAGCCCACCCAAGAAUCUUGGUGGUGGUAAUUUUUAGGAGAAAGGGUCUUGAUAAAUACCUACAUUACCUACGCUGGCCUGAACUCCCUAGUGGAAGUUGACCAUGGGUAGCCUUGAAUCCAUGACUCCCCCCACCUCCGCUUCCCAGGUGCUGGGACUAGGGUACCUGCUCUACCCUGCCUGGCUUCCACAAGCUGGUUUUGAGUUGGUGAUGCAUCUUUUGGUUUGGAGGUUGGGUUCUGCACCUUUAGUCCUUUUCACAUAGAUUUAUCAUUUGGAUGCAAACAUUUUUAUCCUAAUGGAAGGCGGCUGCUCUCAAAUGGAGCCAGGUAGGCUCCUAGUGGGUGAGAUUUUAAGACUGAAUGAAAAUGAGAUGAACCAUGUAAAGGCAUGUGGCUUCACUUUCAGUAUAUUCUUAUUUUUAGCAAAUGGGGAGUCUCCACAUAAAAGUUAAAUAAAGUUCAAAGACACGUUUGAAAAUCAUUUCCAGGGACUGUCUCAGUGGCCCUCCGAAUCAGUCCUUGCGCAUGGACCUUUGUGGAGCUGUCCUGCCUGAGAGCCACAUCUGUUGACAUUGUCUUUCUAAGCUGGCCAUCCCCACCCCCUUCCUCUGCUAACCAGAGGCAAAAUCUCGGAAGCUUUGAAUUUGAACUUCUUGAGUUUUUUUUUUUCAGUUUUUAUUAUUGUUGAGUGGCUAUGUGUUUGUUUUCACUUGUAUUUCACUGGAAGAUUUACAGUUUGAGACUAUGAACUAGAGAAAGAAUUCCAUUGCAGGGUGUGUGUGUGUGUGUGUGUGUGUGUGUGUGUGUGUGUGCGCGCGCGCUUGAACACCAGUUUGCAUGUACAUCUAUGUGGAUUUAUUCCCUCUUGUAGAUUUUGGUUAGGAAAACACUACUAUGGUAGGUGAGUUUUUGUGUUUAAAGAGAGAAAAACUAAAACUUGCAUUAAGAGAUCCCCUGUUUCAGCUAAAGGAACCCCUCUGUUGGAGCUACUGUAUGGAAAUACCACUCUUGUUGCUUUGAUCGUCCAUAUGAUACAGAUUUUGAUGUUUUCCAGACUACAGUGGAGCAUGUCAUGAAAAGAGGCUAUGUGAGCGCUAACCAUUUUAUCCACUUAAAAAAAUCAGCCUGGGAGUCCUAAAACUCGAAAGCUGAGCAAAGGAUCACUGGCUUUUAAGGGUUUUUUAUUUCCUUUUGUGUGUGGGGGAGGGGGGUUGGUUUUUCUAGACAGGUUUUCCCUGUGUAGCCUAGGCUGUCCUGGAACUCUGCAGACCAGGCUGGCCUCAAACAGAGAUCUGCCUGCCUCUGCCUCCCGAGUGCUGGGACCACCACUGCCAGGCUGGUUUUUCUUUGCUUCACCGAGUUAGGAAUUUUCUCGAGUUCCCUCCAUUUUUGUUUUCAUUUUCAGGAAGAAAAGGUCAUAAGCCAUUAGAAAUAGUGGCAUUGUUGCAUGGUAACAACCCGGUAGCUAAUCCGCCUUUGUCAUCUGUAGCAUUCGUGAGAAGUAACACGGACCUUCCAACCCUGGAACUACCUCGAUAAAGCAACCCAGAGACCCUCGCUAAACUUUCUAUGGAAGCCAUAAAAGUUGUCAGUGUGCCCACCUUCACAGCUCUAUACUUUUAUACUCGCUAGACUUUUUAUAGACUCAGACCUUUCCACCUUAGAGCGUAGCUUUUGCUAGACGCCAAGGAAACAUUCCUUAAAUGUUCCAGCUUCGGAGCUCUAGCUUCAGUAAAUGCCAUGCCAUUCAAAAAAUUACACAUUUAGAUCAAAAGUGCUUUGCAGACCUACAUGUUCUGAAAACAAACUCCUUUUCCUCACUCCCUGCCCACAGGCCAUGUUGUUAUAAAGUGGGGUCUCUCUGCCCUGGUAACUCAGGGUUCCCGGUUCAUUUGUGCAUAGUGACAGUGUCCCUGUCACUAUGUUGUACAGUUGUCUGCUGUAGCACAGAGGAGUGAGUUGUUAGCCGUUGGUCUGUCCCCUGCUGCCCUUGCAGCUUUAGACUCAAUCACUCUGCUCUCGAGUGCCUUCAAGAAGCCCACGUCCUGGAACCUUCUCCCCCUGGUCUGAAUCCUACCUCUGAUUGUUUCAUUCAGCAGAAUUAUUGGAAUUCACCCUUAGUCAAAGGGCUUAAAUGCAAACUUGCUAAAACCUGGCCGAGGUUUGUGAACACACUUGUCUUUUUGUUGCCCCGUGUCGCUCGCUGCUCAAUUGUGUUUGUAGCUUCUUUCUGUCUUACUCCCCAUCUACCACACCCCUAUACCAGAGCCGUCCUCGUCCUUCGCCUGCUAGUCUUUCGCCACAGGCUGGCUGUCCCUUUAAAACCAGAGGCCACCUGGUGUGUCUCCAGCCAUCUUUUUCUCAUCUGAAGUCUUCCAAAUCUAAUUAAAAGGAUACUGAAUGCUGCUGGUGGGGCACACCCUCUCUUUCAUAAGCGUUUUACAGGGUUCUUCCCGUGACCUUAUCGUAGUCAUAGGAAUAUCAAAGUGCUCUCUGGGUUUAGCAGAAGUCCUUUAUUGAGUUUUGAUCGCCCCUUCCCGUCAGCCACCUGUCCCCUCCUAAAGCCCAGUUUAUUUUCUAGCUGUCCUUUAAAAAGUGUGACUGGUGUCUAAUAUAUGAAAGAUGGAAUAAAAAGGAAGCUGAAGUGUG